Messenger RNA from Mugil cephalus (flathead mullet), 1457 nucleotides. RefSeq names its product thyroxine 5-deiodinase-like. The record is from RefSeq and is a predicted model, not a curated record. The transcript has a single exon. NCBI's taxonomy places the organism in Eukaryota, Metazoa, Chordata, Actinopteri, Mugiliformes, Mugilidae. Gene Ontology annotation, molecular function: thyroxine 5'-deiodinase activity.
GAGUGCAUGCGUGCGUCAGAUAGUUUUCUCCGAUGGGUAAAGGUGACUAAAUACUAGUUAUCUCUUUCGCCGGCACAGUCUCGUCCUGUCGGCAGGGGAAGAGGUGAUGGACGACUCCGGCGGUGUCCAAAUGGCGAGGGCGCUGAAACACACAGCCCUGUGCCUGAUGCUGCUGCCCCGGUUCCUCCUGGCCGCCGUCAUGCUGUGGUUCCUGGAUUUCUUGUGCAUCAGGAAAAAAGUGCUUCUGAAAAUGGGAGAGAGGCAGGACGGCCAGGACGACCCGCCGGUGUGCGUCUCCGACUCUAACAAGAUGUUCACACUGGCGUCUCUGAGGGCCGUGUGGUACGGCCAGAAACUGGACUUUCUCAAAUCUGCGCACCUUGGGCACACUGCGCCCAACACCGAGGUGGUGCUGGUCCAGGAGCGGAGGCGGGUCCGGAUUCUGGACUGUAUGAAAGGGAAGAGACCGCUCAUUCUUAACUUUGGCAGCUGCUCCUGACCGCCAUUCAUGACGCGCCUGGCGGCGUUUCAGCGCGUCGUGAGCCAGUACGCAGACAUUGCGGACUUUUUAGUUGUAUAUAUCGAGGAGGCGCAUCCUUCGGACGGCUGGGUGAGCUCAGACGCGCCGUAUCAGAUCCCCAAACACCGCUGUCUGGAGGACAGGCUGAGAGCCGCUCAGCUGAUGCUCACCGAGGUGCCCGGGGGCAACGUGGUGGUGGAUAAUAUGGACAACUCGUCCAACGCCGCGUACGGAGCCUACUUUGAGCGACUUUACAUCGUGAGGGAUGAGAGAGUGGUGUACCAGGGGGGCAGAGGUCCAGAGGGAUACCGGAUCUCAGAGCUUAGGAACUGGCUGGAGCAAUACAGGAACGAUCUGGUGAAUUCCCAAACAGCGGUGCUUCAUGUGUAGUUGAUGCUGAACUGGCCGGCCUCCUCUGCCCAUUCUGCUUUAGUGUGCAACCCACCGCGCAAAAAUAUUCAGAUGCUGCUAUUAAGAUGUUCACACACGGCACAUGAUGUUGUUUCUCAUGCAUAAAAAUAUUCAGGACUCUUUGACAAAUAGCCUAAAGUCAUGUAGACGUAGGCUGUUACUGCAUUGUGCUUGUCUUUAAUUAAUUCUUUAUUUUAUUCUAUUUUAUUUUGUAUGGAAAAGUCUUGAAUCGGUUGAAACUGGAUUCAAUUGGUCGUCACUCUAUUUUUCUACAAUACAGAUGUGUGUGCGUGUGCGUGUGAGUGUGCGUGAGCGCGCGUCCCUGCUCCUAUCUCACUCCGGUGUCUCUGUGAAGUUCGGUUUUUAAAAGGCGCAUCCAGAAAACCGACACUGAUGUUCCUGACGCCGGCAGAGGGUCCAUAUUAGCAGAGCGCCUUCCUGGACGAUCGACCGUAAAACAAUGUAACGUUGAAACAAUGUAACUGAACAAAUGUUUUUAAUAAAUGUCAGAUCACGCACGGAGAAA